This is a messenger RNA of Amaranthus tricolor (Joseph's coat), 2432 nucleotides long. Its product is annotated as syntaxin-31. The transcript is spliced from 8 exons. Gene Ontology annotation, biological process: endoplasmic reticulum to Golgi vesicle-mediated transport; intracellular protein transport; vesicle fusion. The record is from RefSeq and is a predicted model, not a curated record. The coding region runs from base 1363 to 2220 and encodes 285 amino acids. Gene Ontology annotation, cellular component: endomembrane system; Golgi membrane; SNARE complex. Gene Ontology annotation, molecular function: SNARE binding; SNAP receptor activity. Lineage: Eukaryota; Viridiplantae; Streptophyta; Magnoliopsida; Caryophyllales; Amaranthaceae.
UUUCACAACCUAAUUUUUCAUUUUCCCAAUUUUUUACUUUGUAUGAUUUGAAAGAAUUUGAUUAUUGUGGUUAUUACAAAUUUCGUUAAUUUUUCUUUAUUGCUAAAAGUAAGAGAUGCAAGAUUUUCAAGUUCAGUGUUUUUAUGACAUUACUCUUGACAUUGUAAUGGAAUUCAUGGGCUAAAGAUAGGGUUAUUCGUGAUUAGGUUUAGGGAUGAGUUUAGGUGUUUGAUUUGGAUGUCCUAAGUUAGUUCCCUUAUAUUACUAUAAGAAUCCUUUGACCGGUUUCUCCUUUUCCUAUCAUUUGGUGUAAAUUAUGACAUGGAUCUAGAACCCUGUAGCUACAUAAUCAGUAUCGACUGUUAUGAAUCCGGCUAAGGAGCUGAACAACUAGCAAGAUACAUCGAUUUCAAUAUUGUUGCUAAAGGUACAACUAAUGAACUAGACUAAAAUAUGCAAGUAGUGAGAUGAAAAAAUAAUCAAACAAUAACAUCGAAUUUAUGAGGUUCACCAAUGUUUUCUUUGGGGCCUAGUGUUUUUUAAAAGUUUCAAAGGAUAGAUCUCAAAGUUCAUUAUGAAGGUAUUAUAAUGGAGCUACACAUUGGACUGAGUUGCUUGUUAAAGCGUGCAUACUACUCGAAUGAGCAGCUGAUGGGCAGUAGGUUCUGUCUUCGAUGGAGGUGAGUUGCUUGAGCCCUGGUGUACUCGUUUGUGCUAAGAGUGCUGCGAGGCUAUGGGACUGCUUGUUGCUUCUGCUCGUUCAAGCUUCACCUGGUCAUAACAUGCCAAUGUGCUUUCAUGGAAGAUUUGGUUAAUAGGUGGAAUGCUUGAAUGAUAAUGGAAAUGUGGAACUUUUAGAGUCUGACCAUCCAAAGGGAGACUUUUAGUUUUGAUUUUUUCUUUUUUUUUUCAUAUGGUAAUACAUCUCAAGGUUGAAUCAUCAGAAUUCCAAAGCAAAUAAAAUACAGCUAAUAAUAGACCCUUUUGUUUGUGUAGUGGCCAAAAAGUCUUCAAUGUUCAAUGAUCCUACUGUGGAAAUACAAGAGUUAACAGCCUUGAUAAAAGACGAUAUCACAGCACUGAAUGUAGCUGUUGCAAAUCUACAAAAAUUUAAAAACAUUGAAAUGGCCGAUAGUUAUUCUGAUGAUGAAGUUGUUCAUACAACUGCUAUCUGUGAUGACAUUAAAAGCAGGCUAAUGGUAGCUACGAAGCAGUUCCAGGAAGUAUUGACUGCUAGAACGCAGAAUAUUAAGGCCCAUGAAACCAGGAAGCAGUUAUUUUCAGCUAAUGCAUCAAGAGAUAACCCAUUUCAGCAAUCUGCCAAAGCUAUAACCGAGCCACCUCCAUGGUCGAAUUCAUCAAAUGUUUCUGCAAGUGUUCAACCUACACAAACAUCAUCAAACGGAAUCCAGUCUGGGAACCAACUCAGUGGCCAAAAAGUCUUCAAUGUUCAAUGAUCCUACUGUGGAAAUACAAGAGUUAACAGCCUUGAUAAAAGACGAUAUCACAGCACUGAAUGUAGCUGUUGCAAAUCUACAAAAAUUUAAAAACAUUGAAAUGGCCGAUAGUUAUUCUGAUGAUGAAGUUGUUCAUACAACUGCUAUCUGUGAUGACAUUAAAAGCAGGCUAAUGGUAGCUACGAAGCAGUUCCAGGAAGUAUUGACUGCUAGAACGCAGAAUAUUAAGGCCCAUGAAACCAGGAAGCAGUUAUUUUCAGCUAAUGCAUCAAGAGAUAACCCAUUUCAGCAAUCUGCCAAAGCUAUAACCGAGCCACCUCCAUGGUCGAAUUCAUCAAAUGUUUCUGCAAGUGUUCAACCUACACAAACAUCAUCAAACGGAAUCCAGUCUGGGAACCAACUCAGACGGAGGAUGGGAACCGAGAAUAUGCCAUCAAACAACAUGCAAAUGUCUAUGCUACAGCAGGUUGCUCCUCAGCAAGAAAAUCAUUCACAAAAUCGUGCCACGGCUCUUCAGAAUGUGGAAUCUACAAUCUCAGAAUUAAGUGGGAUCUUUACACAUCUUGCUACAAUGGUGGCACAUCAAGGGGAGCUAGCUAUUAGGAUUGACGAUAACAUGGAAGAAUCUCUGAUCAAUGUUGAAGGCGCUCAUAGCACGUUACUAAAACAUCUGACCCGUAUAUCAUCAAACAGGUCUUUGCUCGUCAAAUUAUUUGCUGUUUUGAUAUUGUUCCUGAUGGUGUUCAUCUUCUUUAUUGUUUAGUAUGUAAGAAAUUAGAUUUCUGUCAUACAAAAUACCAGUUUUUUUGGGAUAUGCGACAUUUUUUAUACAGUUUUGUCCUAAAUACCAACCUUUUGGAAUCUCUAAUGAUAGAUGAGCAUGUUAUGUAAAUAGAUAUAGAUGAUUGUAACUUGAUAUCUGAUAUGUGAGAAACAAAAGCACCAUUUUUGAAGUUGAACAGGUAUAUUCUUUUA